Kluyveromyces lactis is the source of this 351-nucleotide messenger RNA. RefSeq names its product mitochondrial 54S ribosomal protein bL34m (gene MRX14). Gene Ontology annotation, cellular component: mitochondrial large ribosomal subunit; ribosome. NCBI's taxonomy places the organism in Eukaryota, Fungi, Ascomycota, Saccharomycetes, Saccharomycetales, Saccharomycetaceae. The record is from RefSeq and is a predicted model, not a curated record. Gene Ontology annotation, biological process: translation. The coding region runs from base 1 to 351 and encodes 116 amino acids. Gene Ontology annotation, molecular function: structural constituent of ribosome. The transcript has a single exon.
AUGAGUUUUAUAACAAGAAAUCUUCUUCAGUGGACCUCAAAACGUACAUUAACCAGUUUCUCUAGUUUCUCACCUUUAAGAACACUAGACUCACGUCUUCAUAGACCUUUGGCGCAAGUCAAUCCAAUGGAAAUCACUUUACAAUCUCAAACACAAGCAAAUGGCUCAUCAAUAUUUGGUAUGUUGUUCGAUUUGACUCAGAGAAGAUGGAAAAGUAGAGGUAACACUUUCCAACCGAGUACUUUAAAGAGAAAGAGAAGAGUGGGGUUCCUAGCAAGGGCAAGAUCUAGAAGUGGACAACAGAUACUUAAAAGAAGAAAGAAUAAAGGCAGAUGGUAUUUGACUUAUUAG